ACCCACAGCGCAGCCGCCAUAUUCUGCAGACAGAAGGGCAAUGGCGGCUCGCUUGCGUCGCUGAAACUCAUCCGGUUAAUUUCCUUCGCGGACCCUUCCCACUAAUAUAUCCAAAAUAACAAUACAAAUCGUAGUAAUAACAAUAAUAAACAUGGAUGAACAUCCAAUAGGGAUGUCCUCACAUAACAAUUCCGGAGGUCCUUUGCUGGGCCCGGGAAGCAACGGCAGCAACAACAACGGCGUCCGGCAGCAGCAACAGCAACAGGGUCAGCUAGAGGAACUACAGCAGCGGCCCCAGUACACUAUCCCCGGCAUCUUACACUAUAUCCAGCACGAGUGGGCCCGCUUCGAGAUGGAGCGAGCGCACUGGGAGGUGGAGAGGGCCGAGCUUCAGGCUCGGAUAGCAUUUUUACAAGGAGAAAGGAAAGGUCAGGAAAACUUAAAGAAGGACCUAGUAAGAAGAAUAAAAAUGUUAGAAUAUGCUUUAAAACAAGAACGGGCAAAAUAUCAUAAAUUAAAAUAUGGCACAGAGUUGAAUCAAGGUGACUUAAAGAUGCCAACAUUUGAAUCAGAAGAAACCAAAGACACAGAGGUGCCAUCUGUACCUCAGAACAGCCAGUUGACUUGGAAGCAAGGCAGGCAGUUGCUCAGGCAGUAUUUACAAGAAGUUGGUUACACAGACACCAUUCUAGAUGUACGAUCACAGAGAGUACGAUCAUUACUGGGCCUUUCUGGGCCUGAGCAGAAUGGAUCAGUGGAAACAAAAAAUUUGGAACAGAUUCUUAAUGGGGGAGACUCACCAACUAAACAAAAGGGGCAAGAAGUUAAAAGGAAUGCAGGCGAUAAGCCAAGGGGAGGCCUAGCUGAAGCUGUUCUUGAAACAUUUAACUUCCUAGAAAAUACAGAUGAUGAUAGUGAUGAUGAUGAAGAGGAAGGUGAAAUGGUGGAGGACAUCACGGACAGCAAAGAAAAGCUUAGAAUAAACAAGAAACACAAAAUCGGUAAUGAGGGAUUAGCUACUGACUUGCCUGAUGAUACUGAAGAAGCUUUGAAAGAAUUUGAUUUUUUAGUGACAGCUGAAGAUGGCGAAGGAGCUGGGGAAGCUAGGAGCUCUGGGGAUGGAACAGAAUGGGACAAGGAUGACUUCUCCCCAUCUUCGGAGGUUUGGGCUGUAGACAAGGGACUAAUAAGUAAACUGAAGGAACAAUACAAGAAGGAGCGGAAGGGCAAGAAAGGGGUGAAGAGGGUAAACAGGUCAAAGCUUCAGGAUAUGAUUGCAGAUCUCAGAGAUGAUGAGCUGCCUCACAUGCCAUCUGGAACCAUGAUUCAGUCCAGGCCAACCUCUUCCAGACUGGCUGAUCAUGACAGCUCAAGAACAGAAGAAGCUGAGCCGCUGGCUUUUCCCUCUGGAACUGGCAAAUCAUUUAUUAUGGGUCCCGAUGAUGUGCUAGAAAGUGUCUUGGGCCUUGGUGACCUUGCAGACUUGACAGUAGCAAAUGAUGCAGACUUCAGUUAUGAUUUACCUGCUAAUAAGGAUGCAUAUAGGAAGACAUGGAAUCCCAAGUACACACUACGGAGUCACUUUGAUGGAGUCCGUGCAUUAGUUUUUCAUCCCGUAGAGCCUGUGCUGGUUACAGCCUCUGAAGACCACACCCUUAAGCUUUGGAAUCUCCAGAAAACUGUCCCUGCCAAAAAGAGUACCUCAUUAGAUGUGGAACCAAUUUAUACAUUCAGAGCCCAUAUUGGACCUGUACUGUCUUUGACAAUUAGUUCUAAUGGUGAGCAGUGUUUCAGUGGUGGAAUUGAUGCUACAAUACGAUGCUGGAACAUGCCAAGUCCCAAUGUUGAUCCAUAUGAUACAUAUGAUCCAAGUGUCCUAUCAAAUACAUUGGUGGCACACACAAAUGCAGUAUGGGGUCUUUCAUUUAGUGGAAUAAAGAACCGGUUGCUGUCUUGUUCAGCAGAUGGCACUAUUCGGUUAUGGAACCCAACUGAGAAGUCACCUUGCCUUAGUACUUACAAUGUAGACGGGGAAAAUGGAAUCCCUACAUCAGUUGACUUUGUAGGUGCUGAUCCUGCGCACAUUUUGGGUUCCUUUAAUAGUGGCAACACAGUCAUUUAUGAUAUUGAAACUUCUCAGCCUUUAGUGAUGUUGGCAUCGCAGGUAGACGCCGCUUCUCCUUUAGCCAAUCAGAUUAAUAGAGUUGUCAGCCAUCCCACAUUGCCUGUGACCAUCACGGCUCAUGAAGAUAGACAUAUUAAGUUUUUUGAUAAUAAAACGGGUAAAUUGAUCCAUGCUAUGGUCGCUCACCUGGAUGCUGUUACUAGUCUGGCAGUAGAUCCUAAUGGAAUCUACUUGAUGUCUGGAAGUCAUGACUGUUCUAUACGUCUGUGGAACCUGGAUAGCAAGACAUGUGUUCAAGAAAUUACUGCUCAUCGGAAAAAAUGUGAUGAAUCUAUUUAUGACGUAGCUUUCCAUCCAUCAAAAGCAUACAUUGCUAGUGCAGGAGCUGAUGCCCUAGCCAAAGUAUUUGUGUAACAAUUGCUAAAAUAUUUUUGCCCCAUCAUAGCAGGUGAGCUGGAAAUGAACAGGAAUUGCUUCACUGCCAUUAGUAACCUGGUUAUUAUGUAACACUAAGUACUACUCUGUUCUGCCUGGGCAAUGCUCUUCCUGAUAGAUGAUCAUAGGCAGGUGUCUUGUGGCCAAGUAUCACCAAAUCCUUGAAUAACGUCAGGCAAAACCAUUUAACUGUAAUUACUGUAUCUAAAAUAAAACACCAGUAUUUGUAGCCUUGACUGGAUUUGAACUGAUCUACUUUACUGUAAUGUAGAUGUUUUCAACGUUAUGUGGAAGUUACUCUUACAACAGUAAAUACUUUGGACUCUUGUGUCCUGCCUUAUGGUUGGGAUUGUGGUGCAAUGGUGGGCAGUGAACUUACAACUAAACCAUUGAAUGUCAUCUUCAAUUCCUUUUAUUGAUUUUCCAACAUCAACAUACUUUUAGUCGACUUUAAGCAUUAAAAAAAUUAAAUAUAUUUUAACCUUUGUUUUACAGAACUUUUGACAGGAUGUCUAGUUUUUAUAAGUCUUUUGUAUAAUUUUCCUGUCAGAAUAAUGUUUCAAAUAGGGUUAAUACUGAAAUGUUUGAUUUGGUUACAACCCAAUCAAACCAUCCUCACUGACCCACUAUUAUGUAACUACAUUCUUCCCUUGCCCAAAUUAAAAUCCUCAGUAAAUCCUUCCAUAUGGAUGCUAUUUUAACAUCACUAUAAAAGCUGUUAAGUGUAAUCAUUGAAAACUGUAAAUGUGUUGCGAUGAAACACAGGGGGUUUAAUACCCGCAAUUAACUCUUUUAAAAAAAAUUGCAGCAUCCUAUCACUAUGUGAUAUUUUGUACAUCUUACUGUAUUUACAAGUUUAUUUAUCAAGGGUUAACCAUCUUAAUGCUAUUGGCCUACUGUUAUUUAUUUCAUUUUUCUGUUGGUCUUUAUAUCCCUCAUGUUUUGUGUGUGUUAUUGAGUCCUGUAUAUCUUUGUCUAGCAUGGGACUUUUACAAAAGACUAGAGCGCUCUCAAUAUAGGUUUAAAAUGGAACACUGUUUAUAUUACAGCCCAGGAUUUCCUGUCAGAUUACUUGCUUUAGGGGCUUCACCCUAAUCCUGUGUAACUGAAAAAUUUGUGUGAAUUCUGGAGUGAAAAGGUUUUAUUUUGGAUUAAAUAUAGAAUAUUGAAAUAGCCAAAUCAAGAUUCAGAAAUCUGCUGUGUUUGGUCUAGCUAUCCCAGCUUUACAAAGUGCUUCAGUUAAUGGUGUAACUAAACAAUUUGUUUGUGUAAUGCAUGAUUAAUACAAUAAAGUAUUUUUUCUAGUC
Molecule: messenger RNA, 3867 nt
Organism: Chiloscyllium plagiosum (whitespotted bambooshark)
Lineage: Eukaryota; Metazoa; Chordata; Chondrichthyes; Orectolobiformes; Hemiscylliidae
Gene: strn3
Product: striatin, calmodulin binding protein 3
Cellular component (GO): dendrite
Molecular function (GO): protein phosphatase 2A binding; protein-containing complex binding; calmodulin binding
Source: RefSeq, a predicted model, not a curated record